ACAACAUGGAAAACCUGAGACUGUCGUUCAAUAACGAGAGGAAACAAAUGCUGACGUACAGAGAGCAGCAGCUAGCCAAACUGGAGGACGCAGAGUUCACGCUGGAGCAGCGACACAAGCACCUGAUGAGUGACAUCAUCAGAGUGUACAGCGAGAGCCUUGCUGCGUACGAGAGCGCCCACGACGACCAGAUGGCUGCUCUGCUCCUGGAAGAAAAGGUCGCAUUGGCCGAGAGGAGUCAGAAGAACCAGGAAGUCCUGGUGCUUCACCAGGAGGAAGCUAAAGAACUGGAGGAUCUGGUUCAGAAGAAGCAGCGAAUCAUCCAAAAGACAGAGGAAAAAAUGAAGACGGCAAAGAAACUGCAGGUGACUGCAGCCCAACAGCAGCAAAAACUGAAAUCCAGCGAAACAGAAAACGAGUUGUUAGAACGAGAUCUGACAAAAGCCAUUGAUGACGUCAAGCAGAAAACUCGGAAACUUCGUGAUAAGAUGACUGGAGGUCAGUUGAGGGUCAGAACAGGCCUCCGCGACCUCACUGUCCAGAGCGACAGCGCUGCCAAGAGGCUGCAGGCUGCCAUUAAUAAGGGUGAGAGGGUUUUACGUGUCGGAGAAUUAUGUCACAAACUAAACGGCGUCAUCGCACCGUUGCCCUGCUCUACAGAUGAUCGCAAACCAGGGACACAUGAGGACCAGGCAGAGGAGACGUCUGCGUUUCCUGAGCUGCAUCAUUUAACACGCAAUAUUAAUGUUGCCGUGUUGCACUGUGACGCUGCUAAGAGAGACAGAGAACAUCUGCGCAGAGAGAACGUCCAACUACGGCUCCUGCUGCGUCAGCGACUGGACGCCAUGACGGUCAGUGACCACGCCCUGGAUGGAGGCCCCGGCCUCCUCUCCAUACACCAGGCUCCCACCAUGAGGACACCACAGAGCACUGGCCAACGUCAAACUGUGAUCGAAGCUGUUCACGCCAUAAAGAACUCACUUUAACAGGAUGUCAGUGAAGGUGACGAAACACCUCAUGAACCAGUCACUCCUACACCAAACUCCAUACAGAAAAUAAGUCGUUUUAACUCACAGUGACAUUAAGGCUGCCUCGUGUGGUCAUUUUGUGAUGACUAUUUUAUUUGUUUGAAUUUUAAAAUUCAACGUUCUGUUCUGAUUACUCCUCCUAAAUUUUAAAUAAUUAAAUAUAUCAUUUGAAUAUCUGGUUAAUGUUAAAUCAGUACUCUUCCUGACCUAAUCAUAAACAAACAGGAACAUUUUUGAAAAUAACUAAGGAUUAAGAUUGUUUUUGUGUGAAUUGUUGUUCGUACCUAUAUGUGGCCCUGCGACUGACUGGUGAAAUGUCCAGGGCUCAAGCGCCCGCCGCAGCCCCAAAAGGGUAUGCAGUAUGUAAUGGAUUGAUUCUCACGUGACAUUAAAUAUUCAAAUUAUUUUUUUAAUGUUUUUGUACAUUUCACCUUCUUUUCCUCCUCCCACACAUUUAUCAUCUUAUAUUAUUUCCUAAACUAUUUUCCUCCAAGAGCUUGGGCCCAAGAACUUUUUCAAAAAACUGCUUUUACUGAUUGCGAAAAUAAAAAUCACCAGUUUUAUUUUGAAAAGCUUCAACCUUUUUUAUAGCAACCAUGAAGCAGAGCAGCAGAGUCUGUACAGGUACAACAUUUAAUAGUUAUUAUAGACAUUUUAUAUACAUUUCAACAGUUGUUUUUCUAUGUGGUACAAUCUUAAAAUCUGUUGUUUCAGGGUUUGAAAAUCAACAACAACAAAAAAAAAACUUACAAAACUCAAAACUCUCAAACUGAUCA
Molecule: messenger RNA, 1804 nt
Organism: Cynoglossus semilaevis (tongue sole)
Lineage: Eukaryota; Metazoa; Chordata; Actinopteri; Pleuronectiformes; Cynoglossidae
Product: dynein regulatory complex subunit 2-like
Exons: 6
Coding region: 6-986 (326 amino acids)
Source: RefSeq, a predicted model, not a curated record